AUGAUCGCCUCUUAUCCUGACGCCACGGUCCUGCCAAACGGCGUCUCGCCAGAGUUGGUUCUCGUGCCAGCCUCGCCGGAGGAACGCAUCGAAUCGAUCAAGCUGAACAGUGCUGUAUGGAAAGGCCGAUUCGAUAUUGAGACGUACAUCGGGCGAGAGGAUCAUCUGCUUGAACAGCCUUUGGUCAAAGAUGGAUUAACCUGCUGGAUCCUGGUUGACCGUCAUGAACCCGAAGGACAGCGGACAAUCCUGGGCUCGUGCGAGACGUAUGUGAAAACGGCAAUGCUAGCGCAAGACGGCGAAGUGAACAACGUCGCCUGUCAUGGCGUUGGGAGCGUAUAUUGCCGGCCGGAAUUCCGAGGCAAGGGAUAUGCGAAGCGAAUGCUCCAGGAGCUGAGCAUCAUGCUGGACAAAUGGCACGACAACAAGGCAGUGAACCGAUCAGAAUUUAGCAUCCUGUACUCUGACAUCGGGAAGACUUUCUACGCCCAAUUUGGCUGGAAGCCGUUUCUAUCCUCGCACUUUGAUCUUCCACCGAUCUCCAAGGCUGAAUAUGACCUGGUUCUUGCCGGAGUCGAUUUGCCCAAAGCGGAACCUUUGUCUGCCCACGACGUGCAGCGGUACGUGUGUAAUGACAAGGUUCUAUCGGACGAGCGCGAAGUGCUGCGAGCCGCUUCUCAGAACUCUCCUGGCGCUAAAGUAGCAAUCGUUCCAGACUUCGACCACUUCGAGUGGCACUGGGCUAGAGAGGAGUACUGCGCUGAAAAGCUCCACACAGAUAAGGGUAUGCCUCUCAUCAAGGGCGCUGGCGAUACCAAGUCUGGGGUAUACUGUGUCUGGAACAGGAACUUUGGUGCGACCCCCGAGGAAAACACGCUGUACAUCCUGCGAUGGGUAUAUGAUGAGCCAACGUCGCCGGCAGAGGCUGAGACAACCACCAAGGCCAUGGCUGCGAUAUUGAGACGCGCUCAACUCGAGGCAUAUGAAUGGAACAUGGCCACGAUCGAGUUUUGGAACCCGACUCCCUUGCUGGAGAAGGCAGUUGCUCUCCUGGACCCAGCUGCCAAGGUGGUCCACCGGGAGAAUGAUAGCAUUGCUUGCUUGAGAUGGAAUGGUACCAAGCAAGGAAAGAAAGACGUGGAGUGGUUCUUGAAUGAGAAGUUCGCUUGGUGUUAG
Molecule: messenger RNA, 1176 nt
Organism: Aspergillus melleus
Lineage: Eukaryota; Fungi; Ascomycota; Eurotiomycetes; Eurotiales; Aspergillaceae
Exons: 1
Coding region: 1-1176 (391 amino acids)
Source: RefSeq, a predicted model, not a curated record